Molecule: messenger RNA, 2407 nt
Organism: Myotis daubentonii (Daubenton's bat)
Lineage: Eukaryota; Metazoa; Chordata; Mammalia; Chiroptera; Vespertilionidae
Gene: LRRC36
Product: leucine rich repeat containing 36
Molecular function (GO): protein binding
Source: RefSeq, a predicted model, not a curated record
CGGCCCGGCGGGCGGGCGGGGAUGGCGGAGCAAUGGGAUCUGGACGAGGAGGGCAUCUGCCGCCUGGGAGCGCUGAACCUGGAGCACCCGGAAUUGGUGGAGUCUCUUUCAUUGCAGGGAUCUUAUGCUGGAAAAAUCCACUCCAUUGGUGAUGCCUUCAGAAAUUUUAAAAACCUCCGAUCCUUAGAUUUAUCAAGAAAUUUGAUCACUAGCUUGAAAGGCAUCCAGUAUUUAUGUUCACUCCAAGACCUGAAUUUAUAUUAUAACAACGUUCCUUCAUUAGUGGAGGUGUCCCGCCUACAGCCUUUACCCUUCCUCAAAGAACUAGAUUUGAGACUCAAUCCUGUUGUCAGGAAAGAUACAGAUUAUAGGCUCUUUGCUGUGUAUACGCUACAGACUCUGGAGAAAUUGGAUGACCGAGUCGUACGAGAAAGUGAGAGAAAAGCUGCCAAGCUACAUUUUAGUCAGCUGGGCAACAGUGAAAACUUUCUUUUAGAGGUGGAAAAAAGCUCUAGGGAGAAGAGCAUGAAAAACGGUAUGACAGAUGAGAGCUCUGCAUCAAAAGUCAGUGCUGAUGUUGAUAACAGGAUUGAAACUGACUCAAACAAAGGACUGUUUAUUCCCUUCCCCAACCGGGAAAUAAAGGAUUCCCUCACAAGCACUUCUGCAACCCAAAGCAACAGUAUCCCAGAUCAGAAAUCAGACACUUUCCCACUGGGGACACAGAUGCAAGAAGUGGGAAGAAGGGAGAUGCCAACUGAUAAUCAUCAGGAAGAUGAAUUCAGACACUACUCACCUCGCCAGUCCACAGUUCGAUCCCCAGAGAAGAUGGCUAAAGAAGGGUACCGAAUAUCUUUUGUGGACAAUAAAUCUUCAGGUUCUUCUCCAGAAAAGGACAUGCUACCAAAACCUGAUGCUUAUCAGCUUACCCAUGAUGCCUUAUUGGGUAAACGCUUGGAUGUCGGUGAUUCUAGCCAGAUCCAUCCCUAUCAGUUACCUUCAGAUAUUGGCCUAGACAAUUAUGAUAGUCAUUAUUCUCACACUCUAUCCCUGCAUGGAAGUCUUGGUAAAAGGCCUCAGAGAAGCAAGAACUACCGUGAAUAUAACAUGAAGCCUUCAAAUGACAUGAAGGCUUCCACAUCCCAUUCCUGUGGAGACUUACUGACUCCUCUGUCAAACCCUGACUCCAGCACUGGAAGACUUUUGAAGCUUAGUUCAGAUCUGUAUGCCACAACCCAUUUCAACAGUGACCCUGCUCUGCUGGUCAAUGUAGAGCAACAAUUAUCCACCGGCCUUGGGGAUUUGACCCCAGCACAUGGUCAUUUCCCAAACAACUCCGUCCUGGGAGACUCUCUACGCACCCUGCUGUUGCCUACUGGGACUUCAGAAAACAGAGAGAGUUUGACCAAGAGGUCACUAAGCCCAUCGAAGAGAGGAUUCAAACGGAAGGACAAUAUCUUUGCCACGCUGAAUCCAAAGCAUGGUUUCAGAGAUGCUGCAGGCAGCGAGCCUCUCUCUAGUGACCUGGGCAGUUUGCACGGUUUGCCAGGAAACCACAGUUCCCAGAUCUCUGCCAGAACCUCCCAUGUGGCCACUGUCCUCAGACAGCUCCUGGAGCUUGUGGAUAAGCACUGGACCGGCUCCGGCUCCCUCCUCCUUAACAAGAAGUUUCUGGGUCCUGCCCGAGAUCUGCUUCUGACUUUGGUAGUCCCUGCUCCUUCCCAGCAGUGGUGUCGCUCACAUCCUGAAGAUGCGUCCAAAGCCUUCCACAGGAGGGAGAUGGAACUGAAGGAGGCUGGGCAGGUGGUCCCUAAUGACAUGGAAAGUUUGAAGCAAAAAUUGGUCAGAGUGCUGGAGGAAAACCUCAUUUUAUCUGAAAAAAUCCAGCAGUUGGAGGAAGGUGUUACCACCUCAAUUGUGAGUGGGCACCAGCCCAACACUUACGAUGAUCUUCUGCGCAAAAACCAACAGCUGAACCUACAGGUGGCUUGCCUGAACCAGGAGCUUUCCCAGCUGAAAAAGCUGGAGGAGACAGUGGCCCUUCUCCAUGAAAGUCAGAGAUCCCUGGUGGUAACUAAUGAGUAUCUGCUGCAGCAGCUGAAUAAAGAGCAAAAAGGUUAUUCUGGGAAAGCACUCCUGCCUCCUGAGAAGAAUCAUCGCUUAGGGAGAUCAUCGCCCUUUGGGAAAAGCACGCUGUCUUCCUCCCCACCAGUGGCACAUGACACGGGUCAGUAUCUAAUACAGAGUGUCUCCAACUCGGUCCCAGAGACUAGUUUAUGGAGCUAGCUAGCACUGAAUACCUUCUCUGCAGCUUCCCUUUCAGCCACAGGGGACUCUCAAUGUCGUUUCCACCAGUGUGGUGGUAUUUACCCACAAGAUUAAGAAAAAAAAUCUUAUUCUGAUUACA